Molecule: messenger RNA, 3391 nt
Organism: Perognathus longimembris pacificus (Pacific pocket mouse)
Lineage: Eukaryota; Metazoa; Chordata; Mammalia; Rodentia; Heteromyidae
Gene: Clint1
Product: clathrin interactor 1
Exons: 12
Coding region: 90-2015 (641 amino acids)
Biological process (GO): endocytosis
Cellular component (GO): endosome; clathrin vesicle coat; plasma membrane
Molecular function (GO): phospholipid binding; clathrin binding
Source: RefSeq, a predicted model, not a curated record
UCCGACCUGGACCUCCUCCGGCACGGUAGUGUUCCGGGGUCCGUGGGGAGCAGGACAGGGAGACGGCGGCCCGGCCCGCGUGGGGCACGAUGUUGAACAUGUGGAAGGUGCGGGAGCUGGUGGACAAAGCCACCAAUGUGGUUAUGAAUUAUUCAGAGAUCGAGUCUAAGGUUCGAGAAGCAACGAAUGAUGAUCCUUGGGGACCUUCUGGGCAGCUCAUGGGAGAGAUUGCCAAGGCUACAUUUAUGUAUGAACAAUUUCCAGAACUUAUGAACAUGCUUUGGUCUCGAAUGUUAAAAGACAACAAAAAGAAUUGGAGAAGAGUUUAUAAGUCUCUGCUGCUCCUAGCUUACCUCAUAAGAAAUGGAUCAGAGCGUGUUGUUACAAGUGCCAGAGAACACAUUUAUGAUUUGCGAUCCCUGGAAAAUUACCACUUUGUAGAUGAGCAUGGCAAGGAUCAAGGUAUAAAUAUCCGCCAGAAGGUGAAGGAAUUAGUUGAAUUUGCCCAAGAUGAUGACAGGCUUCGAGAAGAGCGAAAGAAAGCUAAGAAGAACAAAGACAAGUAUGUUGGAGUUUCUUCAGACAGUGUUGGAGGAUUCCGAUACAGUGAAAGAUACGACCCUGAACCCAAGUCAAAGUGGGAUGAGGAGUGGGAUAAAAACAAGAGUGCAUUUCCAUUCAGUGAUAAAUUAGGGGAACUGAGUGAUAAGAUUGGAAGCACAAUCGAUGACACCAUCAGCAAGUUCCGGAGGAAAGACAGAGAAGACUCUCCAGAAAGAUGCAGUGACAGUGAUGAGGAAAAAAAGGCGAGAAGAGGCAGAUCUCCCAAAGGUGAAUUCAAAGAUGAAGAAGAGACGGUGACGACCAAGCACAUCCACAUCACGCAGGCCACCGAGACCACCACCACCCGGCACAAACGCACAGCCAACCCUUCCAAGACCAUUGACCUGGGCGCCGCAGCGCACUACACAGGGGACAAAGCCAGUCCUGACCAGAACGCGCCAGCCCAUCCACCUCAGCCUUCAGUGAAGAAUUCAGUGCCUGGCAGCAAGUCAUCUGGAGAUCUUGUUGAUCUGUUUGAUGGCUCCGGCCAAUCAACAGGGGGAUCGGCAGAUUUGUUCGGGGGAUUUGCUGACUUCGGCUCAGCAGCUGCAACAGGCAGUUUCCCUUCCCAAGCAACAAGUGGGAACGGAGACUUCGGUGACUGGAGUGCCUUCAAUCAAGCCCCCUCAGCCCCGGUGGCUUCUGGCGGCGAGCUCUUUGGUGGUGCCCCCCAGGCAGGACUAGAACUUGUCGGUGGCUCACAGGCCGCUCUGGGUCCACCUCCAGCCGCCUCAAAUUCCUCAGACCUGUUUGAUCUUAUGGGCUCCUCUCAAGCAACCAUGACAUCGUCCCAGAGCAUGAACUUCUCUUUGAUGAGCACGAAUACUGUGGGACUUGGUUUGCCCAUGUCAAGAUCACAGCCUUUGCAAAAUGUUAGCACAAUGCUGCAGAAGCCUAAUCCUCUCUAUAAUCAGAAUACAGAUAUGGUCCAGAAAUCAGUCAGCAAAACCCUGCCCUCCACGUGGUCUGACCCCAGUGUAAACAUCAGCCUAGACAACUUACUACCUGGAAUGCAGCCUUCCAAACCCCAGCAGCCAUCGCUCAAUACGAUGAUUCAACAACAGAAUAUGCAACAGCCUCUGAACGUGAUGACUCAGAGUUUCGGCGCUGUGAACCUUAGUUCUGCACCAAACAUGCUUCCUGUCCGGCCACAAACUAACCCUCUGAUGGGAGGCCCCAUGCCUAUGAGCAUGCCCAAUGUGAUGACUGGCACUAUGGGAAUGCCCCCCCUUGGCAAUACGCCCAUGAUGAACCAGAGCAUGAUGGGCAUGAACAUGAACAUGGGCAUGUCAGCUGCUGGGAUGGGCUUGGCCGGCACGGUGGGAAUGGGCAUGCCCAACAUAGCCAUGACUCCUGGAACUGUGCAACCCAAGCAAGAUGCCUUUGCAAAUUUCGCCAACUUUAGCAAAUAGGAGUUGUCAAAGAUGCAGGUUGAACAAAGAAUUUUUAGCUGUGCAGAUAGGUGAUGUUGGGAUGGAAAAUGCUAAUCAACUCCCCUUUCUUUUAUCAAUUACUUAAAUAAACCUACAGAAAGAACCAAAAAGGCUGUUUUCUAAAAGUGAAAUACCUAGUAUUUCAGAAGGCCAUGCCAGAGCACUUCAAAUCAUUUUUCCCAGUGAGGAUAGACCGCAGAUGGGGUGGCGAGGCCCCUGAACGCCUUUAGAAAGCCAAGAGCCCAGUUCACAUCGUGCGUUGUGGGAGAUUGGAGUAGUGCCGAGUAAAUGUGUUUGAAUCUCUAAUUUUAUACUUUUCUUUUCCUGAUGAACUUGAUUUUUCUGUCCCUGAAUCGCCUUGUCAUAAUUGGGUCUGUUCCUUUUACUACCACUCGAGUCCAUAUAUGAAAUCAUUAAAGUUGGAUGAUCCGUUUUUUAUAAAAAUAUCUAUUUUUGUCCAAAAAAAAGCAUCCACAUGUGAUUAUGGCUAGGUCAAAGGUGACUGGAAUGUACAUACUUUUGCUAAUGUCCAGCAGCUCUGCAGUGAUACUAUCCAAACUUUGAUUGUAACCAAGUCCCUACGCGAUCGGCGCUGGCUGUGUGGGCUUCCCGUUGCUUCUGCUCUUCAUUUUCCAGGGCAGAACCAGGGGGGACAUCAUUUUUUUAGGACUGCUCUACAGUUCCCUUUUUAAAAAGAAAACAAACCUCCAGUAUUUUUUUUGUUUGUAUUUAGCAUUCUUGUUUUACAAUUUGCAUUGAUUUCACUUGACAAGGCUUCCUUCCGUGUUCAUCCUUAGAGCCAGCAUUUAAGUCGGGAACAGUUAAAAAGAGAAAAAAUUAUUUAUUUUUUAAUCUUUUUUGGUGUCUUCCAAAAAUUGGAGAGAUAGAAAUCCAUUGAAUCCUUAAGUGAAGUAUAAUUGUUAGAACUCAACGAUGUUCACUUUUAGACUUUCUGCGGUAUUUGUUUUUGUUUGGUUCUGAGUGUAUAUAACGCAACAUUAGCAAUACAGUUUCUAUAGAGGAGUUCUAUAUGUUACUAAAGGAGGCCUGUAGCAGUCAAAUAUUUUAUUGAUUUAAUGACAAAUAAAGGAAAUUAAUUCAAAUGUUUUUCUUUCCUGAUGUAGUUCUGCAUUAAACUCACAUGAAAAUCAUGAUUCUAGAGUUUGGAAUGCAAAGUUAAUUGUUUCAACCUCAAGCUGGGAAUAUUUUUUAAAAUAAAUACUAUAAUAUAGUUAUCAAAUUAUUACCUCCCCACUUUAUGUUGAAGAUUUUUUUAUUAAAUUGAUAAAAACUUUGUUUCCAUUUUAUUCAUAAUGUUCUGUUAUAUAUAACAUUAAAAUGUUCAUUAAAAUCAA